AAACCACCCACACUUUUGAAAUUAGCCCAAACUUUUCUAGGUUCAACUUCAACCGAGUUUCAAUUUUUGCUAGUUGGCUCUAUAUGCUUCCCUGUUCCUAAUCAAGACUUGUCCUUUCAGUUCCAUCGCCUAAUAUCCAUGUCGACAACAUAUUUUCGGCGUUGUCUCCACCACCGUAUACUCCUCCACACAGCAACCUCAACACCCAAUUUGUUUUCAGACCCACUUUUCAAAUCCAAAGUUUCACAACUCAUUUCAAACCAGCACUGGUCUAAACUCAAGGACUUAAUUAAACCCAUUAACCCAACUUCUUUUCUUGAACAUCUUUUGGAUUCUGGGUUUGAUUCUUCUUCCAUCUUGAGUUUCUUCAGGUGGUCUCAAAAUCAUCAGGUUUAUCACCACCCUCUUGAAAAUUUAUUCAAAGUUCUUGUUUUAUUAGUCAAUGAUAAAAGAUACCCAAAGGUUCGAUCUUUAUUGCAUAAUUUUGUUAAAAAUGGGAAACCCCAUACUGUUUCUUCUGUUUUUCACACACUGUUGACAUGUAGUGAUAAUGUGUGUGCUAAUUCUAUUAUUAUUGACAUGUUGGUAUUAGCUUAUGUUAAUAAUGGUAGGGUGGAUUUAGCUCUUGAGGCUUUUAAUAGAGCUGGGGAUUAUGGGUUUAAGUUAUCUGUGUUUUCGUGUAAACCGAUGCUUAAAGGGGUGGUGAAAGAGGGAAAGUUUGAGGUAGGAGAGCUUGUGUAUAAGGAGAUGAUUAGGAGGAGGAUUGAGGUUGACUUGUACACGUUUAAUAUUGUGAUUAACGGGUUGUGUAAGGCGGGGAAGUUGAAUAAGGCUAGGGAUGUGAUGGAAGAUAUGAAGGUUAGAGGGAUUAUGCCUAAUGUGGUUACUUAUAAUACAUUGAUCGAUGGGUAUUGCAAGAGGGGUGGGGAUGGGAAGAUGUAUAAAGCCGAUGCACUUUUGAGAGAAAUGGUGGAGCAGGGGGUGAGUCCAAAUGCGAGAACUUAUAAUACUCUUAUUGAUGGGUUUUGUAAGGAUGAUAAUGUCGGGGCAGCUAUGAAGUUUUUUAAAGAAAUGCAGCUUCAAGGGAUGAGACCGGACAUUGUGACAUUUAACUCAUUAAUUGAUGGGCUUUUUGGUGAUGGGAAAGUUGGUCAGGCUCUUGGUUUACGUGCAGAAAUGAUACGAUUGGGGUUCGAGCCUAAUAUUCGGACUUAUAAUGUAAUGAUAAAUGGUUUUUCAAAAAUGAAGAUGUUUAGAGAGGCUAAAGAGUUGUUUGAGGAUGUUAUGAAGCAAGGGUUAGAUCUAAAUGUACUAACUUUCAACACAGUUAUUGAUGCUCAUAGUAAGGCUGGAAAAUUGGAAGAAGCAGUCGCUCUUCGUGACUUGAUGUUGAGCAAACUGAUUUGUCCUAGCAUUUCAACGUAUAAUUGCUUAUUAGGUGGUUAUUAUCGAGAGGGAAAUGUUGGAGCAGCAAAAGAGCUAUUGGAGGAAAUGGAGAAGAAGACUGUGAAGGUUGAUUUAGUAACGUACAACAUUCGAAUAGAUGCAAUGUGCAAAAGGGGAGAAUCAAGAAAGUCAGUUAGACUUCUGGAUGAGAUGUUUGAGAAAAGGUUGGUCCCAAGUCACGUGACAUACAACACUUUGAUGGCUGGCUAUUGCCAAGAAGGUAACCCCAAAGCAGCUGUUACUAUUAGGAAAAGAAUGGAGAAGGAAGGAAUGCAACCAAAUGUUGUCACUUAUAAUGUGUUGAUUAAAGGUUUCUGUCAGAAAGAUAAACUGGAAGAAGCAAAUGCUCUUUUGAAUGAGAUGUUGGAAAAAGGAUUGAUACCCAAUAGAAUUACCUAUGACAUUAUCAGAGAAGAAAUGAUAGACAAGGGAUUUGUCCCUGACAUAGAUGGACACCUCUACAAGGAUAUUGUCAAUUGUUAAUUAUGGUGGAGAAGUUUGAGAGUGGUCUAAUCGACUCAUUCUGUCAUUGUUAUUUCACGUAUUCAGAGGGACAAAGAAAAGUCUUUGCGGCUCAUGAUUGCAUUGCAAAGCUGCAAGGGUUGGUUAAUUAUAUUAAAACCUGUACAUGGGUGCAAUUCAGUGGAGGACUUGUCUGCUUCGUCAUGAAAGGCAAUCUUUUGUGCUCAGACAUAGUUGCAACUGAAACAGAAGGUACAUCAUGAAUUUGCAUGGCUCUGGCUUUUCAUGAAAGACGAUUUCGUGGCCGUUGUUUGCAAAGUUCAAAGUUUGCUGGCGGGUCCUUGGCUUGUUGACCAUCUGCCACAAUGUGGUUUUAGGGGAGUGACAUGGCAAGAGAACACUUGUCUGACUGGAAGUUCUCGUGUUGAACCCCUUAGCAAUCUACUCUACAAAGCCUGGUAAGACAUUCUGAUUUGAUCGGGUUUUGGGGAGAAAUACUAAGCACUGAGGUAUUAAUGAGAGAGAUAGAAACUGUUCAGUGUAACAUGGUAUUUGUUUUGUGGAAUCACCGGGAACAGAAUCCACAAUUUUUUUUUGCCUGGUAAUCUUUUGACUGUAAAAAUGUAUUAGAAUUUCAAUAACUUUACGAAAUAAUACUAUCCAUCAAAGUUCUGGAAUCCCCAUUUGCUUGUACUCACUCUUUUAGUUUUUCUAAAUUUUUUUUAGGCCUUUUUCUUUCAGAUGAUUCCUUGUAUUUCAGCCAAACAUGAGAAUGGAAAAACAAUUUUCUGUGUGUAUUAGAGAUAUGGUUUGAGUUAUGGAAUUUGGUUUGGA
This is a messenger RNA of Lycium ferocissimum, 2742 nucleotides long. RefSeq names its product pentatricopeptide repeat-containing protein At1g09820. The transcript is spliced from 3 exons. The record is from RefSeq and is a predicted model, not a curated record. Lineage: Eukaryota; Viridiplantae; Streptophyta; Magnoliopsida; Solanales; Solanaceae. Gene Ontology annotation, molecular function: protein binding. The coding region runs from base 139 to 1929 and encodes 596 amino acids.